UGCCCUAAUUCACCCCCAAUUUGUCAACUUUUAACAUUUCUAUUCUGGACAGAAGCAGAGCAUCAUCACAUCCUCCAUAUUCGGUAGCCCAUUAAAUAUAAUUUUCCACGAGGUUAGUAGUUGUAGAGAGCUAGUGCUGCAACAAUGGCGAACCACGAUAGCAACGGGGAAAUUUUAAUGAUCGAGGCUCCGCCGCAGCCCUCGGCUCCCACUUGGCCGGGAUCAUCGAGCGCCGAACUCAUCGACGCCUUGCCGUACAUCGACGGCGACUACGGCAACGCCAGAGUCAAGGAAGAGGUGGACCGUUUGGUCGAGGAAGAGAUGCGUCGGAGCUCGAAGAAGCCCGCUGACUUUCUCAAAGACCUACCUCCUCUGCCCAAGUUCAAUUUCGAGAAUAACCCAAUGAUUGCUAGAGAGUAUGAGCGCGUGAGAGCUGGAAAGCCACCCGUGCCUCUUGACAGGUCAAGGUAUAAUUUAGAACCACCACCUAUGAAUAAAAGGAAUGAUGAAACAGCUUGGAAGCAGACACUUCAGAGAGCUCAAUGCUUGCUACAGUACCAAAUGAUCAGUCUAGAAAAUUUGGACCUGAUGGUCAAAUAUGGUCCAGAUCUCUGGAAGCAGUUCAUUCAACGAUUGGAAGUAUUCCUGUCAAGAACGCAAAAAUUAGCUCAGGAACAAAAUGAAAAGAUUGAAACAGUGAACCGUGAAAGAAAAUAUCAUCAGCAAAAUACUGCGUAUGAGCUUAGUGCUUUGUCCAUACAAUGGAAGGAGCUUUGUCAGAAAAAUAUUCAAAUUCAAACUGCAUGUACUACGAUUGAAAAUCAUAUAGAAGAACUGAGGAAAGAAGCAUCGGAGAGAGGCUGGAACCUGGAAGCUGAUUUACAGAAUGGUUCUGUGUUGCAUUCAUAAUGAUCGGGGGACCAUCUGUCGCAAUGAGAAAAAUGAAUACCAGAUGAAGACUCCAAGUGACAUCAGAACAUUGCUUUGAGAUGGCAUCCUUGAUCUAUUAUAAGUAUUAGUUUUGCUACUUUAGUACUUAAGAAUUUGAUAUAUGAAUUGUUUCUAGUAUUAUCAAUGCAUUGAUCUAUUUUCAGUGGUUUCAACCA
Juglans microcarpa x Juglans regia is the source of this 1106-nucleotide messenger RNA. RefSeq names its product pre-mRNA-splicing factor SPF27 homolog. NCBI's taxonomy places the organism in Eukaryota, Viridiplantae, Streptophyta, Magnoliopsida, Fagales, Juglandaceae. Gene Ontology annotation, cellular component: Prp19 complex; catalytic step 2 spliceosome; precatalytic spliceosome. The transcript is spliced from 7 exons. The coding region runs from base 145 to 909 and encodes 254 amino acids. Gene Ontology annotation, biological process: mRNA processing. The record is from RefSeq and is a predicted model, not a curated record.